This is a messenger RNA of Thecamonas trahens ATCC 50062, 661 nucleotides long. RefSeq lists its product as uncharacterized. Gene Ontology annotation, cellular component: membrane; endoplasmic reticulum. The record is from RefSeq and is a predicted model, not a curated record. NCBI's taxonomy places the organism in Eukaryota, Apusomonadida, Apusomonadidae. The transcript has a single exon. The coding region runs from base 5 to 661 and encodes 218 amino acids. Gene Ontology annotation, molecular function: cholestenol delta-isomerase activity. Gene Ontology annotation, biological process: sterol metabolic process.
AUCUAUGCCUCUGACCGCCACUCAGCGAGCGGCGCGACUGCCGUGGGCAGACGUGGUUGCGCUUAUCUGGUUUGCACUCGACGCAGUGACGCAUCUGGUCCUUGAGGCCUCGUACCUGUACUACGCGCUGCUAGUGCCUGGCGGGGCGGCGAGCUCUGACUCUUGGGCCGCCUCCAUCUGGGUAGAGUACGGCAAGGCAGACACCCGAUGGGCUGGCAACGACCCAGGAGUGGCUGCUCUUGAGCUACUCACAGUCUUUAUCGCCGGUCCGCUCGCGGCCUGGCUCUGCUGGGCCAUCUGGACCCGACGCGCUGAUCGCCACGUCUGGCAGGUUGUCAUCUCGGUCAUGGAGCUGUACGGCGGCGGCAUGACGUUCAUCCCCGAAUGGAUCGCAGGCUCGCCCUCGCUCCGGACCCAUCAUCCGGUCCUCACCUGGGUCUAUCUCGCCUUUAUGAACGGUGUCUGGGUCUACGUCCCGCUCGUUCUCCUCGCCGAGUCGAUCCCCAUCCUCAUCGCCGCCUGCGACGCCACCUCGGUCCCGGUCGCCCCGGCCUAUCUCUCCUCGGCAUGGCACACCUCGGUCGCCGUCAUCCUCGCCAUCUACGCCGUCGCCGUCCCGCUCAUCCUCGCCACCAUGUCGCCCGAGCACCCUAUGGUGUAG